This is a messenger RNA of Coffea arabica (coffee), 1722 nucleotides long. RefSeq lists its product as uncharacterized. Gene Ontology annotation, molecular function: zinc ion binding. The record is from RefSeq and is a predicted model, not a curated record. Lineage: Eukaryota; Viridiplantae; Streptophyta; Magnoliopsida; Gentianales; Rubiaceae.
GAUCCAAAAGGGAGGAAGAUCACAUGUGGACUUCCGAUUCCAGGUCUGACCGGUGACGAUGCCUUCUGUCCAUUCCGCCCGCCCAGCAAUCCUGAAUCAAUAAUUCAUCAUCACCAUCCACACUACUCCUCCUCCAGUCCUCCUUCCUGUUUCUGGGUUUUAAACAAUUGAUUAUUCAAAACAGUGUUGUGUUGCCUGGCCUUCAACUACUUCUACUGCCUCCUCCUCCAUUUGCGACGUCGGUCCACCCUGCGACUCUCGCAAUAAGAGUUUUUCUAAAAAAAAAACGAAAAAACUGAAAAUCAAUUCCCUACCGACCAACAAGUCUUUGCGAAUUCUAAUUCCAUUUUCUUUCCAAUUUCUUUAUCUGUCUUUUUUCCAAUCUCCCCAGGAUCCCUCUUCUCCCAUUGCUUAAUUGCAGGAAUUGGGGUUUCUUCUGAAAUGAUCUUUACAAGUGCUAUCUUUGGGUAUGAAUUUUAUGAUCUAAUUUGCAUUCAACAGUUUCCGCAAUGCAAUUAGUGUCAAAUGACAGUCGGGCAGAGGAUAUUUUGGAAACAGAGCCGAUUUUAUCUCAGUCCGCUACUGCCGAGAGAUCUGAGGAGUCUUCAUCUUCAAUUGAAAUCACUGUCAGCGGAGAAUUUUCUCUAACAGUCGAUGAUUCACCAAGUGGUGAUGCAGAUGAAAACUGUUGUUUAGUACAUGCAGACCAACCACUUUGCCGUAUAUGUCUUGAUACUGGAGGAGAAGAUCUGAUUGCGCCAUGUCAUUGUAAAGGCACACAGAAGUAUGUCCACAGAUCAUGUCUUGAUAACUGGAGAUCAACAAAGGAGGGCUUUGCCUUUUCACACUGUACAGAAUGCAGGGCAGUGUUCAUAUUGCGUGCAAAUGUUCCACCUGACCGCUGGUGGUUGAGGUUGAAAUUCCAGUUCCUUGUUGCUAGGGACCAUGCCUUCAUUUUUGUUAUUGUUCAGCUGUUUUUGGGAGUCUAUUUGAGGUACUUAAUUAUGGACUUUCAGCAUGCAUAUAUUGAAACUCUGCAGAUUGUAGCAUUUUUGGGUGUGCUGGUCUACAAAUUUUAUGGAGAGGAACUGAGGGAAAUGUUUGGUUAUGAAGAACAUCCUUACGGUUUUUAUACCAUGGCAGUUUUGGCAGUUGUGUUGGUGGGUCUGCUUUAUGGUUUCUUCAUAGCUAUAAUUUGUGGGCAGAGGAUCAAUGAACGCCACUACCAUGUACUUGCCAAACAAGAAUUGACAAAGGAGUACAUAGUUGAAGACCGAGAAUCCAGUAAAGAUGUCCCAGAUCUUGAUCCCAGCCACAUUACCGAGCUAAGAAUGUUGGGCCUCUAUUAAGGUUCCCCAUUAUUAUGGAUUCAGAACUUCAUAAGCCAGAGGGUUUUGUGGUGGCAGUGGCACAUCUGGUCUCUCAGAUGCACAAAUUACACGUACCAAUCCAACCUCAUGUUGAAUCGUAAUAUGUAAAUUUUUCCUGUCCCCAGGUCCCGUGCUUUAUUUUUUCCUAGAAGAAAUCUCAUUUAAUCACAAACAUUGUUUCACUGUUGGAAUUACAAAUUGAUCAUCUUCUUUUAUUUCCUUGUUUUGUUGUUAAUACAACUGGUAAUCACACAAAAGCAAUGAGAACAUUGUGGAAGGCUUGUAAAGCCCAGUAUUUGGGAUAAUCAGUUUGUUCUUACGUUAAGUUUACAGUGCAUGUCUCAGGGUAUUU